Molecule: messenger RNA, 1125 nt
Organism: Phlebotomus argentipes
Lineage: Eukaryota; Metazoa; Arthropoda; Insecta; Diptera; Psychodidae
Gene: Taf11
Product: transcription initiation factor TFIID subunit 11
Exons: 2
Coding region: 70-825 (251 amino acids)
Biological process (GO): RNA polymerase II preinitiation complex assembly; transcription initiation at RNA polymerase II promoter
Cellular component (GO): transcription factor TFIID complex; nucleus
Molecular function (GO): protein heterodimerization activity; transcription coactivator activity
Source: RefSeq, a predicted model, not a curated record
AAAUCCGUCAGGGCGCUGGAAAAAGGUAAACAAGAGCAGAGAAAGGGGAGAAAAGUGGCCAGAAACAGCAUGGAAAGUGUUCUGUACAGGCACAAUUCGGGCUCCGAGGGGGAGGAUGACUUUCCGGAUACGGGGCUGCAGUCGGAUUUCACUGCGGAGGCCACAGUGAAGCAAGAUGUGGUGGAGAGGAGAGAAAAACACCGCUCAGACUCAUUUCUCAGCCCAUCGGAUUCUGAACCCGGCGAAGAGGAUUUCGACUCAUCGGACAUGGCGCACGCUAUCGAGGAGAACCUCCUGCGAGAGCUGCACGACGACAAAUCCAGUCUGAGAAUCAAGGAUGAGCACGAGGCGGGAAAUCGGGUGGAAGAUGACAUCAUACUGCCAUCGGAAGUCAUGCACACCGUGAGCGAUCGGGAACAGGAGCAGCGAGAGCGGGAUAGGCUGAAAAGGAAGGAGCUGAAGUCGCGAAAAGAGGCGGAGGAAGAAGAGCGAGAGAAAAUGCAGGUGCUCGUGUCGAACUUCACGGAGGAGCAACUGGACAGAUAUGAGAUGUUCAGGAGAUCUGCCUUCCCCAAGGCCGCCGUGAAGCGCCUCAUGCAGACUAUAACCGGCUGUUCGGUGUCGCAGAACGUUGUGAUCGCCAUGUCGGGCAUCGCUAAGGUGUUUGCCGGAGAAGUUGUGGAGGAAGCACUGGACGUGAUGGAGUCUGCUGGUGAGACGGGCGCACUGCAGCCCAAGUACAUCCGGGAGGCUGUCAGGAGACUGAGAGCGCGAGGAAUAAUCCCUUCGGGACGAGCUCACAAGCAAUUCUUCCGUCUCAAUUGACGCUCAGACUCAUACUUCUGCCCCAUCAGCCUCUUCGCAUGCACAGGACAUCGACCUCUAGUUGAAUUACAUUUGUUCACAAGGGGUUUAAUUUAAGAUCUAAUAUAUAUUUAAGAACUGGAAUCACGCGGUUUUUCUGGGUGCAAUAGUCUGGACACAGUGCAGUUCAGACACACAGAUCUAGCUGAGACGCACGGACGAGGAUUUAAGAGCUUCAACUGAUUUUCAAGAUGAUCUCUUGAAUGGUGAAUUAUUCGCUCACGCUAGAUAAAUUGUCGUGCGGGCGAUCGUGAGAUGCCA